CGACAGUCUUUGAAGCCAAUCCUCCCUUUAAGAAUAUGAGGUCUUCGAGGAAGUCACUGCGGGGCCAAAAGCGGUCGGAAUGCACAAGGCUGGCGGUAUCGCAUGAUAGAAAGCGGGUUCAGCUCAUCAUACGUCGGGGGGUUACUUGUCCUGCUUCAGCCUUGCGCAGCUGGCCUUAAAAUAACCCUUCCCCAGGGUGGGAACGACCCUGGCAGCCUGGCUAACCCUCCCUCUCAAUCCUUCGGAAGGAACAUAACUUAGUACCCUUCAUCGUCUGGCGCCCUUCCCAAGUCUCUGGGUUCUCUUGUUAUCGCAGGACAAUUUCGCAAGAUGGUCUUCUUCGGCAAAUCGGCCGCCGCAUCACCGGAUAACUCAGUUGAGAAUGACCACGAAACACAGGACAUUCUUUCUACCCGGGGCGAGUACGGAUUAGCCAUCUGUCACGAUGGGGGUGAUGGUGCUGUGGCAGAGUCAGUUGCCGUACCUUGGUGGCAGUAUCCUACUCACGACGAGCAGUAUUGUAUUCGUACAUGGUCUUACUGGAAAUCGUCACAACACGUGGACGCACAAGGGUCAAGAGGUCUUCUGGCCGAAGGACAUACUUCCCAAAGACUUGCCCAAGACACGCAUCAUGACUUAUGGCUACGAUGCAGACAUAGCUCACUUCGUGGCAACCGCAUCCCAGAAUAGAAUUGGCGAACAUGCAGGGAAUCUCGUGAAUGCGAUCACUCAAAUCCGCGAGCGGACGGACACGGAGAGCAGACCAGUGAUCUUCGUCACGCAUUCUCUGGGAGGGUUGGUGACGGAAGAUGCACUUCUUUUUUCAAAAAAUAGCGCAGAAGAGCACUUGCAGGAUCUGGUGCAAAGCGUAGUGGGGAUCUGUUUCCUGGGUACUCCUCACUGCGGCUCAGAUCUCGCACGGUGGGGGAGCAUAAUGGGCAACCUGGUAAACGCGAUCAAGACUGCCAAUGUCGACCUGGUCAAUGUCCUGAAAACCGACUCUGAAGUUCUUGCUCGGGUCCAGCGAGAAUUCCACACCAUGCUGCGGGGACCGAUAUUCGAAAGGAAACCGCCUCUAAAGAUAACCUGCUUCUUCGAGGAAUUGCCUGUGAGGGCCGUUGGGGAAAUAGUGCCGAAGCACUCAGCAAUCCUUCCAUCGUACAAUGCCAUUGGAAUUCGGGCAAACCAUACGGAUAUGACCAAAUUUUCUGACGCAUCUGAUGCAGGCUAUAUGUCUGUGUCCGGAGAACUUCGACGAUGGGUGAAGGCAAUAGCAAAGGCGGCUCACGAGAAUCCGAGAGUGAAUGAGUAUGGAUUCGCUCAUCCGGGACAACGUGACCGUGCAGGAGAUCAUACUUACGGUGCACUUCCGCGACAACCGUCACCUUACUCCCAGGACUCUCGAGAUCAUCAGCAGUACAUGCACGACAUGUAUCGAUAUGGAGGAUCAGCUUCUCAGGGACAUGGGUCAGCUCCACGUUAUGAACCAUACAGAUCUGGGGUCGGCUAUGCAAGGCCACCUCCGCCUCCGGAGCCAAAAUAUAUCGAAUCGGCACCAGAAAUGCAGCCUUCGCCAGCUACACUGGGGCAUCAUGAGGAAUCUCGCAGAAGACCAAGUUCUCCAAUGUUCCCUCCCGGACCUCCACCGCCAAUCGAUGAAUAUAAUGAUCCGCCGUGGGCAGAAGGUUAUGCGCCUUUUACAAAUGCACGACACCUACAGUCGCCUCCACAGCCUGGACCUUAUCAAGGUGCCAGUAUUAUAUACGGGUCGCAAACAACACACAGUGGUGGGAAAACAGUAAACGGUGGGAACUGGAAUAUCCAGGGAAACGUUACUUUCUAGCUUACGUAGGUAUUAUUGACUUCCGUGUCUGCAGCGUAGCGCUGUUUCGCAAGAGAAAUAGUUUCAUCUGAAUUUCCGGGUACAUAAGGUAUAUACAGGAUAACAGCAGAGGACAGGAAGAAUAUUGAUGAGCAGGAACCACGCAUCUCCCAAUUCGAUCGCCCUGCUGGGUGAUUCUGGACUCAUCGCACCAAAGCCAG
This is a messenger RNA of Westerdykella ornata, 2043 nucleotides long. RefSeq lists its product as uncharacterized. The coding region runs from base 446 to 1843 and encodes 465 amino acids. NCBI's taxonomy places the organism in Eukaryota, Fungi, Ascomycota, Dothideomycetes, Pleosporales, Sporormiaceae. The transcript is spliced from 4 exons. The record is from RefSeq and is a predicted model, not a curated record.